AUGGAACUUGACAAAGAUAAGCGUAUCAUGCGUGACAAAGAGGUACGGAACGCCUGCCACCUUCGCCGAAGCCCCCUAUGCGAGGACCACACAAAUAUAGACUGUAAUGAGCAUUGUGGAGGUUGGAAAAAGAGUCGAAAAACUGAAAGCAUUAGACGAGAUAUAAGUAGGCUUCUCACCGAACGAGAACUUUAUCAAAUAAUUCUUCCCGUUCCUAAUUUACUUAAGAUUAAGUCAUUUGACACAACAGAAUCAGCGACAAGAAAAGUGCCUGAUGAACCUGUUCUUUUGUGUGGCGACUUUCUUGCCGAAGCUUUUAAUACACAUCUCUUGAUGCUAGCUCACCAACUAUUAAAAAAAGGAGGAACUUCUCAAAUACUAGCAAUAGUAGAAAUUAAUCCCGAUCAGUUGAUGAAUCAGUUGCUAGACGAUGGAUUAAACUUGAACGAGGCUUAUAACAGAGCAGUGAAAUUUGUUGAUGAUGAAACUUCUAUGUUUACUAAAUAUCAAAUAAUCAUCAAAUCCGUUAGACAAACAUCUGGUUAUAUGGUCGUGUUAAUGACCUUCGAUACGGCUUGUUUACAACAUAUGUUCGAACAUGGUUUUUCUACAGUGAUCGUAACAAUCCGAACAUUGUCUAUAUUUCACCUGCAGUUCUUAUUAAUCAGAACCACACGUCUACUCAAGCUUCAUAUUUUAGAAUGUAUGUACUUUCUUGAAACUUUAUCUACAAGAGAUCGAACUGCACAAUCUUCACCAUCUACCUAUAGUGAUGAAAAAGACGAUGUUGACGAUGGUAAUGGUCGAUCUGGAGUUAUUUUUGAAGCCAAGCUUUGCGGAAAAGUGGGCACUCUACAAAACUUAUAUAAAAAUGAGUACUUGUUACAAGAAUUCCAAAUGAAAUCAAGAUUUACCUCGUCCCCUCUUAUGGAUAUUCAAUACAUACAUACACCGAAGUUUCUAAAAUUCGGAAUCCUUCAUGAGGCUUUUGUUUUUAUUUUAAUAUCGCAUUCUGGAAAAUCUUUUGCGGAUUUAGAUGAUAUCACCGAAAGAGAAAACCUAUUGGCCAUUGAAGGUUUACAGGCUAUACAUGCAAGGGGAGUGAUGCAUGGGGAUGUUAGGUUAGAGAAUAUAAUGGUAGAUAGGAGUGAAUCGAUAAUAGUAUUAGAAGAAUUUGAAGGAAUGGAAGGGCCAGGUAAGCUGUUUAAGUCUACUGAAAAGAUCGAGCUGUUGGGUCUAUUGAUUCCGGAGAAGGGAUCAGAUUAUGAAUCUUCCGAGCGGCGAAGUAAAUAUCGUUAUCUGUUGCUGUCAUUAUUUUUUAUUGUAUUGAUUGAUGAGGCUACUUUGAUUGAAGAACAACAAAAUGUACCACCAGGACGCUUUACGCCAAUUAUGGGAAGGCCCAAGCAAAAAGAAUCGCAAGAUCAAAAUUGA
This is a messenger RNA of Funneliformis geosporum, 1434 nucleotides long. NCBI's taxonomy places the organism in Eukaryota, Fungi, Glomeromycota, Glomeromycetes, Glomerales, Glomeraceae. The record is from the annotation of a GenBank genome assembly.